This is a messenger RNA of Brachypodium distachyon (stiff brome), 1162 nucleotides long. Its product is annotated as rac-like GTP-binding protein 2. The transcript has 8 exons. Bases 292 to 933 code for a protein of 213 amino acids. The record is from RefSeq and is a predicted model, not a curated record. Gene Ontology annotation, biological process: cortical cytoskeleton organization; regulation of cell shape; establishment or maintenance of cell polarity. Gene Ontology annotation, molecular function: GTP binding; protein kinase binding; GTPase activity. Gene Ontology annotation, cellular component: cytoplasmic vesicle; cytoskeleton; plasma membrane. Lineage: Eukaryota; Viridiplantae; Streptophyta; Magnoliopsida; Poales; Poaceae.
CGUCCCAUGCCCCGCAUUUACGCCACGCCACCCGAGGCCGGCCUGCCCCAGCUAGCCAGCGCCCAGCAGUAAACACAGGAGCCAGCCAGCCACCAGCGCCCGGGGGGUUCUUUCUUCAAGGAGCCAGACCAAGCACGGCUUCUUCCCCUUCCUUUGCUUGGCUUCCCAGAGAAGACAGGUAUCCUUGUCCCUGCCCCCAUUCCCUUCCUCCCACUCCAAGCUUCCUCUCAGUCAGAAGAGCCCGAGAGAGCUGAGAGCUGUGCUUCGCUGGCCAAGGAGGAGGAGGAAGAGAUGAGCGUGACCAAGUUCAUCAAGUGCGUCACGGUGGGGGACGGCGCCGUGGGCAAGACCUGCAUGCUCAUCUGCUACACCAGCAACAAGUUCCCCACAGACUACAUCCCCACGGUGUUCGACAACUUCAGCGCCAACGUCUCCGUGGACGGCAACAUCGUCAACCUCGGCCUAUGGGACACCGCUGGGCAAGAAGACUACAGCAGGCUCAGGCCGCUGAGCUACAGAGGCGCGGACAUAUUCGUUCUCGCCUUCUCCCUCAUCAGCAGCGCGAGCUACGAGAAUGUUCUUAAGAAGUGGAUGCCGGAGCUUCGCCGAUUCGCGCCGAAUGUUCCGAUUGUUCUUGUCGGGACCAAGCUAGAUCUCCGUGACCACAGAGCUUACCUCGCCGACCACCCUGGUGCUUCAACAAUCACAACUGCACAGGGCGAAGAGCUUAGGAAGCAGAUAGGCGCCGCGGCCUACAUCGAGUGCAGCUCGAAGACGCAGCAGAACGUCAAGGCUGUCUUCGACACUGCCAUCAAGGUGGUCCUUCAGCCACCAAGGAGAAGGGAGGCGAUGGUGGCCAGGAAGAAGAAGACUAGGCGAAGCUCUGGCUGCUCGAUUAAGCACUUGAUCUGUGGCAGCACCUGUGUCGCGUAGGACCCUGGACUGGAUUCUGGAGAUGAAGCAAGUUGCUGUAGUGGCAAGUGAAUUUGCUGACAUAGCAUGUAUUUCUUUUCAGUGCUAUUUAGUUAGUAUGUUGUGUGUUUUGGUUUCAACUCGUAGACCUAGAGCGUCAGGCCCUGGGAUUGACUUGUCGGAUUGGUGUAAUGUUAUGUAACAAGGUUGUGGAACAGCUCGAUACAAGCAAGCUAUAACUUUUAUGCCC